Molecule: messenger RNA, 512 nt
Organism: Aphanomyces invadans
Lineage: Eukaryota; Oomycota; Saprolegniomycetes; Saprolegniales; Verrucalvaceae
Exons: 1
Coding region: 58-444 (128 amino acids)
Source: RefSeq, a predicted model, not a curated record
CACAUGGGUGAACCUGCUGCACAGUGACUCGCGGGCAUGUGACCGCCGCCAAGGCAGAUGGUACCUGCAGCGCUUCGUCCAGGUCACGAGGAGAACUCCAAGCCGUGUGCAACGCAGGAACGCUUCGCCGACAUUCCACACGGUGCAGCGGUGUGUUUUCUUCCGACGGCGAUCGCGUGUGCCGCCCCAAGGAAACCCGCCACGGCAACCCACGGCUACGCCACGACCAUCGCGCGAUGGACGCCUUGGACACACGUGUUGUGGUCGGUGCAUGGCUCAUUUGUAGCUAUUCCCAAGUCGUUCCGAGGUUUCGAGUCAGCCCCCGUGGGAUGGGAAGCGUCCGAUUGCUUCGACCGCGACGGUAAUCAUCCUGCUACUGUGCACGGCCGGAACACUGUUCGUCGUUUCAUCUGUACGGCACCCGAGGCAACUUUCAUGCGGUGAUGGCCCCACCCUUCCAGAACAAAACCAUCGGCUAGCUGAGCGCAGACGACGGAAACUGAGAUGGGCUC